AUGGGUUGCUUCUCAUGUUGCCAAGAGGAGGAUUUCCAUGGACCGCCUGAUGGCGGUAGGCCGUAUGUGACAAACUAUGCAGCAGGUAAUGUAACACUCGAAACCAAGAAUUCUGAAGCAUUUUUGCCCAAGUAGUGGAUAGAAGAUGUUAUGCCAUCUGUGCCUAAACUCAUUUUGUUGUGUGGUCUGUGUUUUGAUGUUAUUGGCUCUGCUUGCCCCGAAUGAGAUUCCUUUGGCGUGCCAAGUUGGAGGGAAUCCAUAGUGUUAUUGUUUCCAGUGUUGUGUCUUUUAUCCAAGCAUCUGGAAAUAUCAUAUGAAGCCAAUUGAUUUUUGCUUUAGUUCUUUGUUCAGUAUACGCCUCAAGCAGUACCUAAGUAGGCUAAGCUAUCCAAUUUAUGGGGAUACCAAUAUUUUGCUUGAUUUCUGAAAGUCUUAAAGCCUGUUCUUGUGCAGCCUAUGUAUAACCGUUCACACAUUUGUAUCAUCCACAUAUAUACAUAUGUCUAUACAUAUAUAUAUAUAUAUAUAUAUAUAUAUAUAUAUAUGUAUGUAAAUCCUUCUAUUUCUUUGUGGAUAACUAAUAUUUGUUUGUCAGUGACAAUUUUUUUCAUUUUGUGUGGGAUAUGGCAAUUGUUGCAAUUCCAGUCUCGCAUCCCUGGCAUAUCAUCAGUAGCUGCAAUAUAACACAAACUAAAAUGAGCAAGUUAUGCCAGACAAAAACAUAGCAUGAGCAUCUAGUGUCUGUUAAGAUAAAUUUAGAGAUGCAUAUCCAUCAAGAUAAAAAAUCUAAAAAAAAACCAUAUUUAUCAAAAUGCAGUGGACUUUGAAACGUAGUUCUAGGCAAAGGUUUUUGCCCUAAAAGUUUCAAAGUCUGCUAUUCUGGAGUUCAUAUAUCAACAACCCAACCUCCAUUUGGAUAAGAAACGCGAAAAUUAAUAUAGGAAAUAGUUAAGUCGUCAAUAUAAAAUUUCAGUGCAUAAAAUGGCUAGUUCAGACGUUCACCUAAAAAAGGAAGGUUAGUAUACCAGAUAGGAAAUAUUUAAAAUACUGUAAUGUUUCAAGGUUUACAUAAAUAUAGACUAGUAGCAGCAACGACGAAACAAGAAGGAAAAGGAAAAAAAAUGAACGAAGGUAGAGAAAAAAAAACAUGGUCUUCACGUCCACAACUGACUAUGGCUUCUUAUCAACGUUUCAUAACCACAGACUAUCAGCUGCCAUUUGCGGCCUUGCACCUCGUUUGCCAAUUGCUACGAUAGUGAUAGGUAAAUGUUAUUCAGAAUUAAAACGUGCUAGGCUCCUAUAUUUCAGAGGGAGGACAGCUGCACCAGAUCCAUUUGCAUGUAGUGAUCAACUAUUUUAGUCUUUCUCUGGUUGUCAGCUAUCCUCAGCUAGCUCCAUCUUAAUCUGCCAUUCAAGUGCAUAGAGGUGUUUCCUGCCUACCAAAACCACCUCAGACCGCACUGCAUUUUGCCCGAUUGCUGUGCAGGUGUACAUGGUACAUGUGGUGCACAUUUCUUCGUCUAGGCUAGUGGGUGUGUCCCCCAUGUGUCCACCGUCUAGAAGGGAUGUGUGCCUCAAGUACUGUGACUGAACAAGGCUUGUGUAAGUUCAUGUGGCUGGUGCGGUGGCCCAUUCAUGUUAGCUUUCAGUCUGCCUGCCCCUAGCUAUGCAAGCAGCUUGGUCAUUGCUUGUUGCACGGGAUGUCUUGUGUUACUUGGCUGUAUGGGAGUACGGCAUGGCUUGUUGAAUACCCUCCUUGUCAGCACAGUUUUCUGCUAGGGCAUUGCUAUUCCCGUAACUUCUUGCCCGUGGCUGAGCAUAGUAGCCACGGUUUUCUUUUGGACACACUGGGUGCCUGCCACUGUGGCACCAUGUCAUGGAGCCUUUGUAGCACUUGGUAAUGCUAGUGGCAUGGGAUCUAGCUGAUCAUUUUUUUAUGAUAAUUUUCUUUUAUAAGCUUAUAAAUAAUGUUAAUUACGUUCACAUUCUUUCUUUUUACUUAUUUUUUCAAAAAUGCGGCAUUUGAAGAACGAUAACUGCUUCAAAUGUGUUCAGAAAUAUGUCAGAAGACACAAAUAACUCCAGCAAACUUGUUAAUUCACAUUAAUUAAUAUCUUAGCCUCCUAUAAACAGGUUCUAAAAGACCUUGUCUGUAGGAAAGCAUAGGUGUGAUAUCUAGCGAGGAAAUUUAAUUGUUCAGUUGAUUAGUUUUGCAUACUGAGAUAAUUUUGUAUUUUUCAUUUUUGUUACUCUUAUUAUACCACCAACAUUUCGGAGUACAAGUCAUAUUUUCUUCUUGGAUUCAGGCUUAAUUUUUUAGCUCACAUUAAUCGGGAGUAAGUUAAGUGGAAUUCACUGAUAUUUCUAUCCUAAACUUACCAGCCUUUAAUAGACGUUUUGUCUUUAAUAAAAAUGUUUUACUGCUAUUUCAUUCGAACUAAGGUGAAAUCUCUUUAUCAGGCAACGACAGAGGUUAUCACGCGCAAGAUUCUGCUCCAAGGGCAGCUCAGGCCGUCAGAGUCCAGCCGAUUGAGGUCCCAUCAAUUCCUUUAGAUGAGUUGAGGGACAUUACGGAAAACUUUGGGCCCAGGGCUUUGAUAGGAGAGGGUUCUUACGGGAGAGUGUACCAUGGGGUAUUGAAAAAUGGGAGGGCUACUGCUGUAAAAAAACUAGACGACAAUAAGCAGCCAGAUCAUGAAUUCCUGGCACAGGUCCGUAUUUCUAUCUGAUACUGAUACCUAUCAGAUAUCAUCUUCUAUGUGCCCCUUCUAUGGCGAUGUGAUCAUGAAGACUUUGGCAGGUAUCCAUGGUUUCAAGGUUGAAACAUGAAAAUGUGGUCGAGCUGCUUGGUUAUUACGUUGAUGGGAAUGUACGUGUUCUUGCGUUUGAGUACGCAACCAUGGGGUCCCUUCAUGAUAUUCUCCACGGUGAGAGAUUGGCAUUACUCACCUCACAGCAUCAUGGACCAUAGCAAUUCCAAUGUUUGUCUCUUUCCAUAUUUUAUCCACAAAAAUCUGUGUUUUUUUUUAAUUUUUUUAACGUCAGAGUAAGCUCAAUUACCUGAUAUAGUUGAUUGAUUGUUGGGGUUCCAUGUGUACUUUCUUUUUUUGCUAUUUUUAAUGCUAAAAUAUGACUCCAAAAUUUCAAGCUGGAUGGAGUUACUUCGAAAUCCUUUUUGGUACAAAAUCAUACUCUCUUUGUUGCCUCCUCCAGCACAUCCCCUGUAAAACUUGACCAAAUCUACGAACCCAGUGCAUUUUGUUUUGUUCUUGUAAAUGGUUCAGUCGACUAUGUAACAGAAUCCGUGAGAAAUGAAUCAGGAUGUGUGUAGAAGAUAGGGAGUAUGCUUAAGCUAUGUAGUCUAACCUUGUUAGGUCUCGAUAUCAAUCUUCUUCUCCAACCCUCGUACCUUUUAUGGAUUGUCGAAGACUGUAGAAGGUUCCUCCAAGAAUGGCUGAUGUCGAAGUUUGGGGUCGAAAAUUAAUUCUUCUGGGCAUUUGUUCGUCAUUAAUCUGCUCUACUACAAUCUGAGGAAGCUUUCUUUACCACCCCACUUGAAUUAUCCACAGCAGGGCAUUGAAGAGUGAUCUGAGGAGCCAUAUUGGAAGGGUUUCACGCUGGCCCUGAGAAAUAUAAGCCCGUAGUCAAUUCCAUAAACCCUCCAUUCACUGGGUAUCAACUUUGAGCUGAAAACUCACAACCCAAUACUUCGAUUUCUAUUUCAGGCACAUACCCAUCUUUAUGGUUCUUUAUAAAGGCAUCAUCUUGGGCAUGAUUUUUUGCUCUUCAAUGGUGCGACAGCUUUUGUUGAUCUAUUUUCCUUCACAUUUGGAGGUUUUCAUGGACAACCAUCCUCAUUUUUUGUGGAAACCAAUUGGGUAACUCUGCUUCUGAAACUUGUUUCACUUGUCAGUGAAGUCACACGGUGAACUUUCUAUUUCUAGGCCGAAAGGGUGUUAAGGAUGCACAGCCAGGCCCAGUGCUGUCGUGGGCCCAGCGGGUGAAAAUUGCUGUGGGAGCAGCCCGAGGCCUGGAAUACCUCCACGAGAAAGCUCAGCCUCACAUCAUCCACCGUGACAUUAAAUCCAGCAACGUGCUGAUAUUUGACGAUGAGGUGGCCAAGAUCGCCGACUUUGACCUGUCAAAUCAAGCCCCUGACAUGGCAGCCCGCCUCCACUCGACGCGUGUCCUGGGAACUUUUGGUUACCACGCCCCAGAGUAAGUCACCCUCAAAGCUGUCAUUAGGCCCUCUGCUCAUUCACCACCAAAGCAGAAGAACGCAGAAGAUUAAUAGUAUCUCUACUUCCUAUUUGCAUUAUGCAUACGCUGAUAGAUUUCAUAUGAUAUGUAGAAGGUUUCUGCCCAUAUGACGUUAACCUUUCUCUCUUUCCCUCUGACUUGGCAGAUUCGCCAUGACUGGGCAGCUCAGUUCCAAGAGCGAUGUGUAUAGCUUCGGCGUUGUUCUCUUGGAGCUUCUGACUGGCCGCAAGCCAGUUGACCAUACACUGCCACGUGGACAACAGAGCCUUGUGACAUGGGUACUAAAGCUGGACUAUGCUAUUCUUGGAGCUCUGGUUUGACUAUUUAUGGUCCAAAUCUGGUCAAGAUGUUAAUCAUGGGUCCGAAAAUGUGCAGGCCACGCCAAAACUCAGUGAAGACAAGGUGAGGCAGUGUGUCGAUGCAAGGCUGGGGAACAAUUACCCUCCCAAAGCUGUUGCAAAGGUAAAUUUUUAAGGCUUAAUAUUUUUGCUUCCGAUAAUCGUGUUUUUUUGCCGAUGUUUGAUUUCCUUUUUAGUCUAAUCUCAUUAUUAUGUCUUGGCAACUGCAGGCAGAGUCAAUUUAAUAAUCCGUUUUUUAUGUUCAGAAUGUUGCAUUGAAUUUCCUGAUAAUGCAAAAGAAUUCGCAGCACCUGUUAUCUUUAUUUAUUUAUCCAAAAAAACUCUCUUUCAAAAAAUAUUGGUAGUUUUUUAAUUAGAAUCGUGGUGAAACCCCUGUUUUUUCUGGGUUUACCCACCCUUAACGCAAAUAUGUUAGACUUCUGCUCUUCUUCCCUCUUCAAACUUGAAAGAUCAGUGCACCUUCGUUGUACAAUCUUUGGGUAGAUCUCCUUCAGAAAAGUAACAAGCUUCUGUUAUUAGUUCCUUCUCUCUCUCUCUCUCCCUCUCUCUCUACAAGCCGGCUGAUGCAUCUUUCUGGUACUGUCUCAGAUGGCAGCUGUCGCAGCUCUGUGCGUGCAGUAUGAAUCGGACUUUAGGCCCAACAUGAGCAUCGUGGUCAAAGCCCUGCAGCCUCUGCUGGAUAGGCACCGAGCGCCUGAGCCCUGA
Molecule: messenger RNA, 5324 nt
Organism: Spirodela intermedia
Lineage: Eukaryota; Viridiplantae; Streptophyta; Magnoliopsida; Alismatales; Araceae
Source: the annotation of a GenBank genome assembly